Messenger RNA from Pseudophryne corroboree (corroboree frog), 2034 nucleotides. It is a transcript of the gene THAP1, whose product is annotated as THAP domain containing 1. Lineage: Eukaryota; Metazoa; Chordata; Amphibia; Anura; Myobatrachidae. The transcript has 3 exons. The coding region runs from base 255 to 902 and encodes 215 amino acids. The record is from RefSeq and is a predicted model, not a curated record.
UGUGCUCUCGUCUAACAAACGUGACGACUGUUGAAGCGUCGGCAGCCAUCUUGGAGCCGGGAGGAGCGUAACUCUCUAAAUUGCUCUCUUAUAAGCGAUCAUAACCGGCUGCGGGCGUCUUUUAAAAAAAAACAUCCACCGCGCUAUUCAACCGGGGAGAUCGGAGAGUGUCCACUGAUUUGUUUGAGGCCUGACAGUGCAGCGGGGCUGCCAACAUCCGUGACAAACAAAACAAGGCGGAGUGCGCGGCAGCGAUGGUGCAAUCUUGUUCUGCCUACGGGUGCAAGAACAGAUAUGAUAAGGAUAAACCUAUCUCUUUUCAUAAAUUUCCCCUUACUCGACCUCUUCUUUGUAAGAAAUGGGAAGCUGCAGUCAGAAGGGUGGACUUUAAACCGACCAAGUACAGUAGCAUUUGCUCUGAUCAUUUUACACCUGACUGCUUUAAGAGAGCCUGUAACAAUAAACUUCUGAAGGAUAACGCUGUCCCAACUGUGUUCUCUUAUACAGAUUCUAAGCCCCUGAGCACCAAGAGUAUUAAAAAGGAGGAGCUAAGCGCCCCUGCACCAACAAUUUCUGAAAUGGACCCUGCUAUUGGUUUACUGCUGCCUCCUCCAUACACUCCCAGUCAUAUAGCCGUGAUUUGUGACCAUAAUUACACUGUGGAAGAUACAGUACUUCAGAGGAGGAGAAUACAGCAGCUGGAAGAGCAGGUUGAUAAACUCAGGAAAAAGCUUAGAAUUGCAAAUCAGAGGUGCAGGAGACAAGAGCGCAGUCUGGAAAAGCUGGAAAAAGAGGUUUCAGAUUAUAAAAAUGGAUCUGGCUUUGUGAUUGUUCCAAGCAAUUAUUUUGAAGUGUACAAUGAAAGUGAAAGAACUGAGACCCACUCAAUUAUAAAUAUCUAGAUCUGUAGCUUGUUCAGGUGAUUUGAGCAUUGGUGAGAUAACAUACAAACACCGUUCCACUAUUUCAUUACUUAUGAUGAGCUCUUUGCCACAAAAGUUCUAUUGCUUCUUAUAGACAGGCUUCUAACAACUCCUGUUUUGUAUUAACUCCUAUAUGAUAUGUCUGCUUAUGUUACUGAGAUAAUACAUGAUCAAGUGAACAUUUUCUAAGAUCUGAAAGGAUCAUAUAAAAACAAAUGGCUCAUAUACCUCUCUACUUAGCUGUUCAUUAAAAUAUUGCUUCUAUGAAACUAUUAUCUCCCUAAUUAAUUUCUAACCGUAAUCUUACCUAAUAGUUUAACUUUAGGAGAAGUCCUAUUCUUAAGGUGGGUACACACUAGGCGAUGUGCUUGGUGAAUGGCAUCGCCUAGUGUUUCCCCUCCCGGGCCGCCCUACGACGGGCAUACACACUGUGCGAUAUCACUAAUAAUAUCACACAGUGAUGUCAUGCUGUGGCCGGCCGGAGCAUGCAACUUUGGACGAUGAGUCCAAAUUGAGCUGCAUGCACGGUCAAGACAGAGUGUCGUUAACGACACUUGGCGGCGGCAUACACACUGGGCAAUAUAGUAAACUAUAUCACUCAGGAGGGGGAAAAUGAGCGAUAUAGUUUACUAUAUCACUAAGUGUGUACCCACCUUCUAAGCAUCCAAACUGAGGUUUUUUUGUUUUGUUUUUUUACAGAAUAUAAAAACAGUUUUAUAAUUGAACGUAAGCUUGGUAAUUUGUGGUCUGUUAUACCUUCUCUUUAGUAUGUUAUGUAAAAAGCAGCGUUAGCAAUAGAGUAUGACCUUUCUGCAAGCAUCUAUUACCACAGCAGCUGAAGGUGAUUUGUAAAGGUUAUUAGUCAUUGCACUAACAGAGAAACACCACAACCAUAUAAUUAGAACAAUGUACAAGUUUAAAUGUUUCACAAUAAUUGUUAUGAUGAGAAAAACAAGUUUAAAAUGCAUGAUUUUCAGUUAAGAUUUAUGUCCUCCAAAUAUUGGAAAUUCUGUGAGGACAAAAAAAAUUUCUUUUGAUAUGAUGUGUUAAAUGUUCUGUUUUUGUAACAUUGACAUUAAAGUUACUAUUAUAGUGGUUUCUUUAAUAUAAA